GAAGUCAUGUUCCCACCACCACGACGUUAAGCAUAUAAAUACAUGCGGAUGACAUUGAGGGAUAAGAGUGCGGGAACGUCCAGCAAUCCCCACAGUGAAGACAUGGUUAAACAUCUACCGCCAGCAAUCAAGCAGCUUCUGACUCUGCGCAACCCUGAUGCAUGGUCAAGUCCGCCGUUAGGAAGGUUGCAUCGCGUCUUCGCAAGCACUCAAAACGAGGCAAAGCGAAGGAAUGCAGAGACCGGAUGGCUCGUCCUUACAACAUGCACCCUCCUCACGGCGAACCGUCCCUCUUCUGUUGGGCACCUGUAUCGUUUUGUGACCAGGUCUGAUCCGACCAAGGCUGAAUCUCGAAGAGAUUUUACGGAAGCUUUGAACAAGGCUGCCCUUAUGCGGGAGUCCGCGUUGAAGAGUGUCAUAUUCAUUGGCGUACCUCGAACAAUUCUAUCUCUUACUGGACUGAAAGAAGCCCUUGAAGACGAUGUCUACGCGGCUUUACGCAAGGACUCUCGGAGGGUGGGCACUCCGCAGAAUAUCGAGGCUACUAUCGGAAGAGGGAUGGCGUUAUGGAACUCGAUUUAUGAACCGCAUGCUGUCAAGUUGUACAACAAAUUGGGGGCGCUUCAUCCUGACUUCAUAUCGUUUAUAAUUCAAAGUUAUGGCUCUGUACUGUCACCCAUGCCUGGGGGAGAUGCUGAACAGGGGAACUUGACCCGAGCUAUGGGCUCUAUAGUAGGCAUUGCUACUCUCCGUGCCGAAGGAAGGGUCGGCCCCCAGUUGACGAGCCACGUAUUCGGGCUCCUCAAAGCGCGCUAUGUGGAGAAUCAGAACGAGGAGGACAAGUACCUUUCAAGCGACGAAGGAACGGAAUGGGUUGUACGUACCGUAGAUGAGAUUAUGGAUGCUAUCACAUCGGAAGAAGGGCCCCAGGUGAAAUUGUAGAUUUGUAAAUUCAAGUCUGGUGAUCAGAUUUGCUUUCGAGAUAUCACGCGAGAUUGAUGUGUGUCGUGCUAUUUGUCUUGCCAACUCAACGAGGCUUU
Molecule: messenger RNA, 1040 nt
Organism: Serpula lacrymans var. lacrymans S7.9
Lineage: Eukaryota; Fungi; Basidiomycota; Agaricomycetes; Boletales; Serpulaceae
Exons: 5
Coding region: 43-942 (299 amino acids)
Source: RefSeq, a predicted model, not a curated record